UACGUCCACGUGGAACUCGAACCCAUGCAAGCCGUCGAUUCGAUGCCCUUGGCCUUUCAAACCAUUCUCUCAGCAAGAACUUGGCUAGAAACCCUUCAAAGCCUUCAGCCUUUUCUGUGUAAAAUUCUCAAUUGCGCUUCGAAAGCUUCUGUUGAGUUUUGCUUAUGGCAAAAAGAAGAGACAAGAAACUGAAAGACAAAGGGAAGAUUAGAAGUGGGCCAGAUGCUGACAAAAAGAUGAAGAGGAAGAAGAAGAAGGUUUCAAAGGUUAAGGCAAUUAAUGCUGUCCCUCCUGCUCCUGUCUCUCUGUCGGACCCUCCUCAAGUUGAUGCUUCUUCUCCUGCCACUAAUGGCAGUAGAGCUGCUUCAGGGGGAAAAGAGAAGGCGAAGAACAAACUGGAGAAACUUUCUGGUUUUAUUUUUAUGUGUAAUGGGAAAACAAAGCCCGAGUGCUUUCGAUACCGUGUUUUUGGGCUUCCUGCUGGAGCAAGGGCAGAUGUAGAGAAGAUAAAGCAAGGCAUGAAACUUUUUCUGUUCGAUGUUGAGUUGAAGCUUCUCUAUGGUGUGUACAUGGCAACUUGUCGUGGACAAAUGAACUUGGAAUCUUCUGCUUUUGGAGGAAAAUUUCCAGCCCAGGUGAAUUUCGCAAUUCAUAAAGACUGUCUUCCCCUGCAUGAGAGAGUUUUCAAAUAUGCUAUAAAGGAUAACUAUCAGGGCUCCAAAUUUAAAUCAGAACUCAGUCACCGGCAAGUAAAAGAUCUAUUAUCAUUGUUUCGUCCAUGUGCUGCAUUAACAGCAGCACCUGUGGCCCCAGUGCCAGAGGUGGCCCCACCACAGCCAAUACGGUCUUCAGCAUUGGAGAAUCAAUUCCAGAACUCAGUGAGGCUGCCUCCACAGGAUCCGUAUCUAGCCGGUAUGCAACAUGGUUAUGCAGACAAUCAAUUCCGGCCCUCUGCAAGGCUGCCUCCACCGGAUCCACAUCUAGCUGGAACGCAAAAUGUUCACACAGCACUGAUGAUUGAGCCUCAUCGUGCUCAACAAAGGCUGCUAAGCUCACAACAUGAUUUGUAUGGAACUGUGAGAACCAUGGACCAUGCGUAUCCUUCUUUGGAGCAUCAAAGCCUGCCUGCUUCAAAUGAUUCAUAUUACUUCGCGGAAAAUCGACAGCCAUACUUAGGUGAAGAUACUGCCCUGAUUACACAGGACCAAUAUCCCAGGGCCGUGCAGGAGAUGGUCCCCAGUGACCAACUCGUUGGCUUGGAGAGAGAAUAUUAUCGAUUGCCCUUGCCGAGGGAGAGAGAAUUUGAUCUGCAGCGGGACAAUGUUGCUGGAUACUACAACACCUAUCCGAUGCCUGCAGCCCCCCAUGGCCCACCUGCCACCAGAUACUACAACACCUACCCAAUGCCUGCAACCUCUCACGGUCCACCUGUUGCUGGAUACUACAACACCCACCCGAUGCCUGCAACCUCUCACGGUCCACCACCUAUGCACCCAUACGACGGUCAAGUGUCAACAAGGCCUGAGCUGCCUGUGAGGAAUGAUCUUGUCUCCUACUAUUCCUUUGCAGGAGUGAAGCAGGUAUUCCAUUGAUCCCUAGCAGAUAAAGAAUCUCAAAUUUGAUCGAAAGGUUAGCAUUGCUUUGUUUGGUGGAUGUGCCUGGUAAACAUCUUUGAUGUCAAUUUGAACUAUGAAGUUUAACGCGACAAUCUUUGACAACUUUCCGGGUUUUUUUAGGAAUUUUCCAUACUUACAAAUUUAGAGACUUUUCGAAGUUCAAUCUGGUAGAUCAUUUUGAAAUUGCAAGGGUUCUAUUUGGUUGUAAAGUUUUCAGGGAAAUGUAGUAUUACCAACAUAAAGUUGCUGCAUAGCGAUGAAAAGUAAGAGCUCAUGGUCUACCGAACUAUGAGGGUGAGCUUUCCAUACCUGAGUAGAUUGGUGGUGGAAUGGUGGUUAUGUUUUGUUUUA
Camellia sinensis is the source of this 1967-nucleotide messenger RNA. RefSeq lists its product as uncharacterized. Lineage: Eukaryota; Viridiplantae; Streptophyta; Magnoliopsida; Ericales; Theaceae. The record is from RefSeq and is a predicted model, not a curated record.